GUUCUUCAUGGUUCCUAGUUCUGCGAGAUUAAAGUUAGGACUUGGGACAAAAUCAUGAGCCGAGGCCUCCUUUUGGAUUUUGAGAAACGAUAGAUUAGUCAAUCAAUCAUUCGUUCCUUCCGGAAUUGGGGCAGAGUACAAAUGAACAGAAUGAUUGCAGUAUUGGAAAAGGAAGGAAAUGUUAAGAAAAUGGUUGUAGCUAUCGAAUAUCACCAGCUGCAGGGGAUCUCUCUCAGGUAAUUUUGUCCAGAGCCUAUAUUGUCAAUGCCGUGGGAAUAAGGCACAGCUUUUCUGGUAAAAAGCAACGGCCCUUAUUUCCAUGGAAUAAAGCGGCCGGAGCUUGCCUGCCUCACCACUCGCCACCUUUCUCCAGUGUUUAUACUUUAUAUUCUUCUCCCCUCUUCCUUUCCUUCUUCUUCCUUUUCAAUUCCAUUCAUCAUCUUCCCAGACCAGCAAAUCAACAACUUACUCCCUUAAGCCUUGCUUCUUUUCCUACUUCCUGCUGAUUUCAGGCUCGAGGGGCCUCCUGAUAAGAAGUUCGUGGAAUGUCUAAUGUGGUGGAGCUGAAAGUGGGUCUGCACUGUGACGAAUGCAUCAAGAAGAUCCUCAAGGCCAUCAAGAAGAUCAAAGAUAUCGAAACAUACAAUGUCGAUACACAGCUGAACAAGGUCACGGUGACUGGAAAUGUGACUACUGAACAGGUAAUCAAAGUCAUCCACAAGAUUGGCAAGACCGCCACCAACUGGGACGAUCAAGAAGGCCAGCUCCAGCAGCAGUUCUAACUUCCAUAAACCAAUAAUCUGAACAUCACCCAGUACUUCUCUGUAGCCCUGAAAAUGAUUCGCCGUUCUAAUUUCCCCACCUCGAUUUUGUACUGAUCAUGAAUGAAGUAUAGCAGAUGAAAUGGUGAUUGAGAUUUGUAGAAACGGUAACAAAGUUCUCUUCUUUCAUUGUUUUUGUACUUCUUUUUCUUUCUACAUUAGCUUUUGGGGGGGAACUGAAACUGGUACAAGGUACAAGCUAAACGGAAACUUGGGUAAUAGAACCCAGAAAGGAAAUCACGAUUCAUGAAGAAGAUCAUCCUGACUAUCGUCAAAGCAAACACUCUUCUGCACUAUUUACAAUAACACUACACAAAUGAAAAAGAACCCCCCAAACUCGGUCUCCUUCUACUUCCUGACUCACCACCAAUAAUCUACCUCGGCUGCUGAAUCGUCCUCGGACUCACCUUCACAUUCACAAUCUUCGCCGCCUUCUCUGCAUACCUCGGCGACCGAGCCAGAUCGCUCUUCCUCCAUUUCGUCGAUCCCACCGACACCAUGUCCCAUUUCAUCCGGGCCGCUUCCUCUUCCUUCUCCUCCACAUCUGCAACAAAAAAAUAAAAAACACCCCCGAGUCAGUGAGCGAGUCGAAUCGCAACUCAGCGAGCUUAAAUCAAAUCCCUAGGUAGAAGUAGUAGUUCCAGAACUUCCAGUACCUUUGCCGCUGAGGAAAUCGGCGCCGUCGUCGAAGAAAUCGAGGUCGUCGGGGAGGAAGAAGUCGGAUUGGGGAUCCUGGUAGCGCUCCUGGAGCCAGUAGUCGCGGAACCAGGUGGAGGAUUGGAUGAGCGACCACCACUGAUCGGAGAAAUCCUCCACCGCCUGGUAAGCCAUCGGGACGAACAGCGGGGCGUUCGGAUUCAAGGAGGACGAUGAUCGUUGAGCAAACAUGACAUCCAUUGCUACUGCGCGAGAGAGAAAGAAAGAGAGAGAGAGAGAGAGAGAGAGAGGGGAAUAUUGAUUGACGAGGUCUGAAGAUUGAGG
Messenger RNA from Linum tenue, 1802 nucleotides. Lineage: Eukaryota; Viridiplantae; Streptophyta; Magnoliopsida; Malpighiales; Linaceae. The record is from the annotation of a GenBank genome assembly.